AUGGAGAACACAGUAUUAAUUGUGCUGGGAAUGGCAGGAAGCGGAAAAAGCAGCUUCUGCCACAGACUGUAUUCCUGGCUCUCUGAAAAGAACAUGCAAAUAGACAGCCGCACCGGGCUAAACGACUUGGUUUGCGGGGUGAAUCUGGACCCGGCGGCGCUUUCUGUCAAAAUGCCUCUGCACUACGACAUCCGGGAGACCAUAAACAUACAGGAGCUGAUGCAGCAGAAAAAGCUGGGCCCAAACGGCGCGAUAGUUGCCUCUAUAAAUCUGUUUAUCACGCAGAUAGACGUUUUCAUCUCGCAGCUUGUGGAGCUCAAGCCAAGAUACACAGUCAUCGACACGCCCGGCCAGAUAGAAAUGUUCACCACCUCGGUGUCCGGGCAAAUACUCGUGCAGUGCCUCUCCAGAACCCCCGGCAUCCGGGUGAAAAUGGUGUAUGCCAUGGACGGAGAGCGCGCCCAGAACCCGCAGUGCUUCAUCAGCAACAUGCUUUUUGCCACCUCCAUCCGCUACCGCUUCCAGGAGCAGGUUCUCUUGACGGUGAACAAGUCCGACAUAUGCGGAAGCGAAAAGGUGAGGGAGUGGGCUAGCGGCUUUGAGGCUUUCUCGCACGCGCUCCCUGAAAACUCAAACACCACGCCCAUAAUGCACUCGAUUGCCUUGUGGAUGGAGGAGUUCUACAGCACAUUCCACCUUCUGUACGUGUCUGCAGCCACAGGAAUGGGCAAAGCAGCCUUUCUCUCGGAGGUUGAGAAGCAGGCUCCAGCCAGCGCUCCAGGCGAGAAAAGCGCAAGCACCGCGGAAGGGCCUGCGGACAGCCAGGCAGCUGUGAUAAGCACGAUUCUCGAGGCGCUCAAAAGAACCACCAUUUUGUGCACUCCGCCCGAAAGCGAGCACGUCGACAACAGCACAGACAAAGACGAGUCCUCAAGCACGCCCGAGGAGCACCAGAACAAAGAAAACAUAUUAAGCAAAUAA
Molecule: messenger RNA, 981 nt
Organism: Nematocida major
Lineage: Eukaryota; Fungi; Microsporidia
Product: GPN-loop GTPase
Exons: 1
Coding region: 1-981 (326 amino acids)
Molecular function (GO): GTPase activity
Source: RefSeq, a predicted model, not a curated record